Ziziphus jujuba (common jujube) is the source of this 1212-nucleotide messenger RNA. RefSeq lists its product as uncharacterized. Gene Ontology annotation, molecular function: oxidoreductase activity. NCBI's taxonomy places the organism in Eukaryota, Viridiplantae, Streptophyta, Magnoliopsida, Rosales, Rhamnaceae. The transcript is spliced from 3 exons. The coding region runs from base 98 to 982 and encodes 294 amino acids. The record is from RefSeq and is a predicted model, not a curated record.
AAAAGCAUUAUAAUUAAAUUAAAUAAUUAUAAUUAUAGAGUGUAAAGAAGCAGAGUCGAGACUCACAGGGUCAACAACCAAAGCAGUUAGCAAAGCAAUGGGGACCGGCAGGCGCGUGGAAUUGGAGCCAUGGGUGGACCUAGAGGGCAAGGUGGUGAUGGUCACCGGGGCAUCGUCUGGACUGGGCCGGGAAUUCUGUCUGGAUCUGGCCAAAUCCGGCUGUUAUGUCGUCGCGGCGGCUCGACGUGUUGAGCGUCUCAAGUCCCUUUGCGACCAAAUCAACAAUCUCAAGUUCCCAUUUCCCUCCUCCUCCUCCUUCUCCUCCUCUUCUUCUUCUUCUUCUUCCAUGCUUAGAGCCUUGGCCGUGGAGCUUGAUGUCACCGCCGAUGGACCCACAAUCCAAAACUCUGUCCGGAAGGCUUGGGACUCUUUUGGCCGUAUCGAUGCCUUGAUUAAUAACGCCGGCAUCAGAGGUAAUGUAAGAUCCCCAUUGGAAUUGUCCGAGGAGGAGUGGAAUCAGGUUAUCAAAACAAACUUAACAGGCUCGUGGUUGGUGUCAAAAUAUGUCUGCAUACAUAUGCGUGAUGCCGAUCAGGGAGGAUCAAUUAUCAAUAUUUCCUCAAUUGCUGGUCUUAAUCGCGGACAAUUGCCUGGAGGUGCUGCUUAUGUAUCUUCUAAAGCAGCCCUGAACUCCUUAACAAAGGUAAUGGCCAUGGAAUUGGGGGUGCAUAAAAUCAGAGUGAACUCAAUAUCGCCAGGACUAUUCAAAUCAGAGAUAACGGAGGGUCUGAUGCAAAAAGACUGGCUGCAGAAUGUGGCAAUGAAAACGGUCCCUUUACGAACAUUUGGAACCUCAGAUCCCGCAUUGACAUCGUUAGUUCGAUAUCUAAUACAUGACUCGUCAGUUUAUGUGACCGGGAAUAUUUUCAUAGUGGAUGCAGGUGCAACCUUGCCAGGCAUCCCUAUUUUCUCUUCUCUUUAAUUUGUAUCACCUUAAAAUAUAUUAAUUGAUGUCUGUCUAUAUUGUGUUUGGGAAAUUUUGGACUUAGUCUCCCUGCUUUGGUGCUGUGGUGAGUGAUGAUGAAUCCUCUUCCAAAUACACAUGUUAAAUGUUAGGAUGAUGGUGAUAAUAUAAGCAUUAACUGUCUAUUAUUCAGUGCUAUACACCAAAAUUUAUUUUUAUUGUGAUCAAUAUAUUAUUAUUAUUCAUAA